AUGAAUCAGUUGCGUUUUAAAUCUUUCCAAUGUAACAUCACAUCGGGAAUCGUUCUCUCUCCGUCGUCGUGCUGUGUCCACCGUGAACAGUGUACCCGGGUGCAAUCCGUGUUCCGCUAAAGGUAUCCAAGGCAGCCAACGCCAAGGUACAAAGGUUGUUUGGAACGAGCGGUGACUGGCGAUUGCCCAACUGUGGAGUGUCCUACCAGAAGAGCUGCCGAACUUUGCGUAAAUACUUCAGCAAGAGGUCAUCUACGCGUCGGUUGUUUCACCUGGUAAACAGGAGAGAAAGGAAAGCGGUAAACGUGGACGUAAACCAGGUCGCAAGGCGUCUACCGAGAAAAUCGAUAUGAAGGCAAAGCUUGAACGCAGCCGACAGAGUGCACGGGAAUGCAGAGCACGUAAGAAGCUGCGCUACCAGUACCUGGAGGAACUGGUUAGCGAUCGUGAGAAGGCCGUCUUUGAGUUACGCCGCGAGUUGGAGAAGCUCCACUAUUGGGCACUGGAGGUAGAUGCUGGUCGUUUUCCCGAGGGACUGCAGGAGCUGCUGGAGGAGCUGGGUGCCCUGAAGCAGGAGUAACUUAGGGGUAUUCCAGCCUCAUCGUCGUCGUUGUGGUUCUUGAUAUAGUUGGGAGGCUUUGAUUUCUUCGUAUCAGUUAUUCAAGAUUGAGUUUCCUCCGUUCUUUGGCUUUAGUAGUAAUAAUUUAUUUGGUUUGGUUAGGAUUGAUUCGAUACGCUUUUCAAAGGGCGUUUCAGUUUGAUACAAAUUAAUCUAUAUUAGUUGCAGACUUAGUUUAGAAUUAAUCGUUUUAGCAUUAUGUUUUUAUGUUUAUGUUUUUUAUUUUAACCAAAAAUGACUACAAAAAAUAUACAAAAACAUGUAAAAUUAUAAAAAUGCUACAAAAAUAAAAAUAAAUAAACGAAAAUGGCUUACAUCUAAAGCAGUUACCUCAAAUACCGUUAAGCUAAGUACAAUUAAGUGGUACAAUAACUGAUGAUAUAUGAUUAUAUGAACCAAAUAACAUGAAAUUGAUGUACAUAAUCUACUUUGAUCACCACAAACACAGAGAAUCAUGCAAACAGUACGGCAGAUUUUGCGGGAACAUUGAAACGAACGUGAGUCGAUCCACAUUAAAUAGAGUUUGUUAAUCGAUUUUCUCGAUAAAACUUCAUUGAGCAAACUUUAAUAUAACCUGUCGUGUCCAUUAUAAAAUGCAAGAAUUAUAAAUAUUUGCUAGGUUGUUGAAAUGUUGAAAACUUCCGGUCAGCACACACUCAAACAAUGAAAUACCCAACUAUUUUUGUAAUGCAUAUUUUAAAGAUACUAAUAAAGCCAUUAGCAUGGAUAAUAUAUGGA
Messenger RNA from Armigeres subalbatus, 1357 nucleotides. It is a transcript of the gene REPTOR-BP, whose product is annotated as REPTOR-binding partner. Gene Ontology annotation, cellular component: nucleus. Gene Ontology annotation, molecular function: DNA-binding transcription factor activity. The record is from RefSeq and is a predicted model, not a curated record. The transcript has 3 exons. Lineage: Eukaryota; Metazoa; Arthropoda; Insecta; Diptera; Culicidae. Gene Ontology annotation, biological process: regulation of DNA-templated transcription. Bases 350 to 580 code for a protein of 76 amino acids.